AUGAAUAGCCUGGCCACGCCUCCCGUCCCUCCUCACUUCCAUGAACACUCUCGUCUCUCUCCCAACAGAUCGAUGUCGGCUUCUACUCCUUCUCGGAAACGAAAAGCCUCACCCUCGCCCGAUCGAGACGAUGAAAUGUCAACUUCGCCUUUCCUACCAAACGCCCGGCUUCCUCCUGCUUCUACGCCUGCUUCACGAAAACGAGUCCGUCCAAAUCUGGUUGGCAGGCCUUUAUCAGUGGAAAGACUCCUUGAAACGCUGGACAAGGAUUCUCUGACGUCGGUGCUGAAGACUCUGUGCGAGAGACAUCCAAGCCUUCGAGAUGAGGUUGUCCAAAUCAGCCCUCGACCCAGCAUCCAGAGCACCCUACAAGUCUUGCGUCAAUAUUAUACACGACUGAUGAACUCCUUCCCUCUCGGGCCCAAUCCCCGUUCCGAUUAUUCCUAUGAUCGUGUACGGCCUCAAUGGCACGAACUCCUUGAUGCCCUUACUGAUUUCACCCCUCAUUUUCUGCCGCCAAAUGAACAUCAGUCAUCUACCACGUUGGAGUAUCUGAAUGAUGUUACCCAAAUCAUCCAUGAUCUCCCCGAAUGGGACAACCCACAGCACAAUCUCGCUAAACAGAAUGCCUACGAGGAAAUUUCAAAGGCAUGGGCUAGUGUCAUCAAAGAGGCCAGCAAGAGAGGUGGAGGCUAUCAACUGCAGUUCAAUGGGUGGGAAGACAAACUCCGAGUGCACAAUGAGAAGAGUGGUGGUCGGCUGAGGGAAGCGUAUGAUGAGUUGAUGCAGGCCCUCGGCUGGCUAAGACAAAGUAACCAACCCUCACAACAACAAAGCAUUCGACAACAACUGUUCUCCAACACAUAUGGCAUGGAGCAGCCAAUGAUUCGGACAGGCAACUGGUGA
Cladophialophora psammophila CBS 110553 is the source of this 906-nucleotide messenger RNA. RefSeq lists its product as uncharacterized. The transcript is spliced from 2 exons. The record is from RefSeq and is a predicted model, not a curated record. Gene Ontology annotation, cellular component: nucleus. Bases 1 to 906 code for a protein of 301 amino acids. Lineage: Eukaryota; Fungi; Ascomycota; Eurotiomycetes; Chaetothyriales; Herpotrichiellaceae. Gene Ontology annotation, biological process: proteasome localization; nuclear protein quality control by the ubiquitin-proteasome system.